Molecule: messenger RNA, 924 nt
Organism: Verticillium nonalfalfae
Lineage: Eukaryota; Fungi; Ascomycota; Sordariomycetes; Glomerellales; Plectosphaerellaceae
Exons: 3
Coding region: 1-924 (307 amino acids)
Molecular function (GO): phosphatidylcholine lysophospholipase A1 activity
Source: RefSeq, a predicted model, not a curated record
AUGUGGUCUAGACAGAUCCUUGUCCUGGUCACGGCCCUCGGCCUGGCCUCAUCUUCUCUCUUUCAACGCAAUGCCAACACAGACCUGUCCCUCAACCUGCCGCUCUCGGUAACGGAUGCCUCUCCAGCCCAAACGAUCUCGUCUGGAACCACACUUCGCAUCCUCUGCGUGGGAGAUUCUGUCACCGUGGGACACGGCAGCAAGGAACUGAACGGGUACAGAAGCGACCUCGCAGAACGCUUGUCCAGGAGUAACGAGGUCGAAUUCGUCGGGACAGAAAACGGCGGAGCAAUGCGCGAUGGCUAUUUUGCUGCGUGGAACGGCAAAACCAUACACUUCCUUGCCGAGCACAUCGGGCCGUCCCUCGAACAACGACCAAACCUCAUCCUGCUGCAUGCGGGCACAAACGACAUGGCCUCUGUCGAGCGCAUCGCAAAGGAGGGAAACGACCCCACGGCGGCGGCGGGGCGGCUCGGUGAUCUUCUCGACCUCAUGAUCCGGGCCUGUCCCGAUGCGGUCAUCAUCGUGGCAGUCAUCCUCGGCUCGUGCCAGACGGACCGGGUCGCGAGGACCACGGAGUACCAAGCUCUCAUCCCAGACGUCGUCAGGCGACGUCUUGAUGCCGGGCACAAGGUCCUCGCCGCGGACUUUAGCGCUAUGCCCCAGCGCUUCUUGCGUAAUGACUGCAUCCACCCGUCGAUGGAUGGGUACAGAGAGAUGGGCAGGUAUUGGUAUGAUUUCAUAACGCAGGUUCCCGCGGCGUGGUGGUUGCCGGCUCCGAGUGCGGUUGACCCGAGUGCGGUUGACCCGAGUGCGGUUGACCCGGGACGCGACGAACAGAAGGUAGAUGUGCAGUCGAGUGGUAGAUCACUGAGGCCGACGGCGUGGUUUCUUCCGAUUCUUGCAUGGUUUAUGCUUGGCUGA